UUUUUUUUUAAGCGGUGAGUCACCCAACUCAACUCGUACCGAGUCAACUCUAGGGUUUUCCAAAUUGUUACACGAAUUUUUCAUUGAUUGAUUGAGUGUUUAAUUUUCAAAGGAUGAUUCCAGUGUUGGAGAGUUUGGUUUUAGAUUAUAUGUGAUUCUGAUUUUGCCUUGUUGCUUUGAAAAGGUUAGGAAACUUAAUAGCCAGGAAAGAAAGAUGGCUUCUUUCUAUGUUUCUUUGACGUUUGGCUCUCGAAAAGAAUAACGUCUUUGUCAAAUGAACUUAAUUGUUUGUAUUUUGAUGAAUUUUGAAUGAAAAUUUUCCUUCUUUGGUCAUUUUUUCAAAGGAGCCAAACAGACUAUUAGUAAUUUGUCAGAGAAAACUAGGCACUUAUUAUAUGUAUAUAUAUAUAUAUGUGUGUGUGUGUUAUUUUUUAGUGUUUUCUUGUUGAUUUUCUGGGAAAUAUAUGGUUUUUUUUCCUUGCAGUUUGGGAUUGUGCCGGCUGAAUAUUUGGCAUUCGUUUUUUUUGUUUCGGGUAAAUUCGAGUAUCUUAAGAGGGUUUUGUUAUUUAAAAAUUGGAGGUUUGGGUCUCAUGAGAAUUGAUAGGGGAAUGCAGAGAUCGUUUCGCGAGGAGCAGAGGGUGCUGGGCUGGAAGACAUCGUUCAGCCAAGGGAUUGGCGUGACUGUGCCCAAGGCCAGAACGCGUGACAAACCGAUGAGUUGGGUUUUCGUUCUCUAAGUUUUGGGGUUUUGGGUAGGCAGAGAUUGGGUUUCUGUUGAGGACGGGAAAUAUUGUAAUCAAUGACUCGGAUUUUGGUUCAGCGAGGUUCCUCCGGUGGGUCUUCUUCGAACCCCAGCCGUUCUUCUUCUUCUUCUUCUUCCACUUCUGGGUCUUCUGCGUCUCGGGCAGAGGCGCAGGUUGCUACUCCACAGCUUCUUUCAGCUGUGAAAGAUGAGGAAGGUGGAGAGGAGGUUCAAGAACAAGUUAUUGUGGAUGAUCUUGAUCAUUGUGGGAGUGUUGAUGGUAAAGUGGUGAAAAGUGAUGAUCUCAGCUGUCACUCUGAUCCGCAAGAGAAUUCAAGUGAUGAAAUUGGUAAUAGUGAGAAAGUGAGUGGUGAUGAUAUCGCGGGUCCAGAGGAAGGUUUGAGCGAAUCGAGAGUUUCUGAAACAGGGACAGUGGAGGAUGAUGACUCAAGUGGGGAUACUCCGCAGAAUAACAUUGGAAGCUCACAGCCACAGCCACCGCCGCCUCCUGUUCCACCUCCAAAACCUUCUGCUUCAAACUCAAAUUCAAGGAGACUUGUCUCAGGAGGUUCAAAUGCUCCACGAAUUGGUCCAUCUAGAAGAGCCGUUGCGUGGCCUAUCGUUUCAACUAGGACUUCACCAAGCGGGUCACGACCUUCUUCUCCCAGGUCUCAUGGCGAAUGUGAGGGUUACAAUAGUGCUGAUGAGCAAAAUCCUUGUUUUGUAUCCUCAUAUGAUGAUAUUGAAAGAGAACGGCAAUUUGAAAUUGAUGUCAGACGUGCAAAGGGCUUAGAAGUCAAAAGGAUGUUGGAAGAUGGGAAUUGUCUCUUUCGUGCUGUUGCAGAUCAAGUCUAUGGGGACUCUGAAUUAUAUGAUUUGACCAGACAAAUGUGCAUAGAUUAUAUGGAGCGAGAAAGAGAUCACUUUUCUCAGUUUAUUACUGAAGGUUUUACAUCUUAUUGUAAGAGGAAAAGAAGAGACAAGGUUUAUGGAAACAAUGUGGAGAUCCAAGCGAUGUCGGAAAUGUAUAAUCGGCCUAUUCAUAUUUACUCCUAUGGCACAGAGCCUAUCAACAUUUUCCAUGGAAGUUAUAACACCGAUACACCACCCAUACGGCUGAGUUACCACCAUGGGAAUCAUUAUAACUCUCUUGUUGACCCACGUCGAUUAACUAUUGGCGCAGGGCUUGGGUUCAGUUCUCUUCGUGGGACAAAUGUUGACAAAGAUCAAGUCAAGGCUGCUAUUAAAGCUCAACAAGACCAACAGAUUGAUAAUGCACUUCUAGCUGAGGGCCGGUUUUAUUCCGAUCUUGAGCUUACUGAGAAGGAAAUUGAGCGCAUGGUGAUGGAAGCUUCAAGAGCUGAGUACCUUGCAGAUGAUUCUUUUAAGCAACAGAUUGGCCGUAGAGAGUCUUCUACUUCCAACGCAGAGCCAUCAUCUUCUGGAGCUACAGGAUCGUCAGGCAGUGAGACAAAGGUGGAAGGAAGGAGGGACCAUGGUGUGCAGGAUUCAGUCCUUAGCAACAGCAUGCAGAUGGUGUUAUCAAUGGGAUUCAGCUACCUGCAGGUGAUUGAGGCCUACAGCAUUUUCGGGGAAGACGUUGAUUCAAUGGUUUGUUACUUGUUGGAAACGAGCAGCAGCAGCCGGCGCAAAGGCAAGGCAACUGAAUGAGCAUGGCAGCAAGACAGGAAGUCAAAAAGAAUUUGAUGAAAGAUAGAAUGUAUCAACUUCUUUUAUGUGGGAAAAACUGUACUCUUUGUUUAAAGAAAAAGAAAGAGAAAAAGUGACUCGUUACCAAGAAUCCUAUGAAUUUCAAAUAUAUCAGACUCCAAGUCCUAAUCAAUAAAAUGAAUGAUUUAGUUUAA
Molecule: messenger RNA, 2607 nt
Organism: Ziziphus jujuba (common jujube)
Lineage: Eukaryota; Viridiplantae; Streptophyta; Magnoliopsida; Rosales; Rhamnaceae
Product: OVARIAN TUMOR DOMAIN-containing deubiquitinating enzyme 6
Exons: 8
Coding region: 800-2413 (537 amino acids)
Biological process (GO): protein deubiquitination
Molecular function (GO): K63-linked deubiquitinase activity; cysteine-type deubiquitinase activity
Source: RefSeq, a predicted model, not a curated record